AUGAACUAUAAGUUUAUUGCUAAGAAGUUUGCCAGUAGAUUGAGGGAAAAUCCUGAUAUGAAGUUAGUGGACUUGCAAUCUGCUGUGAUGAAGAAAUACAAGUGUCUAGUGAGCAUCAACCAAUGUGCUAGGGCUAGGACACAUGCGAUUAGUGAAUUUGAGCAAGGCAUGAAGAAACAUUAUGAUAAACUUUGGGAGUAUGGUGAAGAAAUUAGAAGAACCAAUCCUGGAUCUACAGUAAAAAUGAGUGUUGAAGUCAAUCCCGAUGGGAAAACUUACUUUCAAGGCUUUUAUAUAUGUUUACAAGGAUUGAAAGAAGGUUGGAUUAGUGGAUGUAGAAGAGUAAUUGGGCUUGAUGGGUGCUUUUUAAAGACAACAUGCAAAGGAGAGUUGCUUUCAGCCGUUGGUCGAGAUGCCAAUAAUCAAAUAUUCCCAAUUGCCUGGGCGGUGGUGAAUAUUGAAAACAAAGAAAACUGGACGUGGUUUAUUAACUUGUUGAAAGAAGACUUAUCUUUGAAUGAUGGUGUUGGUACAACUUUGAUUUCAGAUCAACAUAAGGGGCUGAUUGAGGCUGUCAAGGAUGUGCUCCCGGUAGCUGAACACAGACAAUGUGCUAGACAUAUUUAUGCAAAUUUUAGGAAGAAGUUUAGCGGUGUACAAUUCAGAAACCUUUUCUGGACAGCCUUUAAAGCGUCAUAUGAACAACAAUUUGAAGAAGUGAUGUCUGAAAUCAAAGCGGCCAACCUUGAUGCAUAUUUGUACCUUAUGGAGAAAGCACCUCAUACUUGGUCUCGUGCAUUUUUUGAGACGCAUAGAGCAUGUGAUGCUGUCGAAAAUGGCAUUAAUGAGUGUUUUAACUCACUAUUGGUAAAUGCUAGAAGAAAACCAAUCCUUACAUUGCUCGAAGCUAUUAGAGUGAUAAUGAUUGAAAGAAGGGAUAAAAUGAGAGAGAGAUCUCGGAAAUGGGUGGAUGAUAUAUGCCCUGCUAUUAGGAAAAAAUUUGAGCACUUAAAGGAACAACAAAGAUUUUGGCAUGUACUUCCAUGUGGGGGUGAUCUUUUUGAGGUUAAAAGAGGGUUAGAUGCUUUCAUAGUUGAUGUAGACGAAAGAUCAUGUACUUGUAGAAUGUGGCAACUAUCGGGUUUGCCAUGUGCCCAUGCUAUGGCUGCAAUCUUCCCCUUGCCGCCGUUGCCAAAAAGAUUGCCUGGAAGGCCAAAACUUAAAAGAAGAAGGGAUGCAGUGGAAAGAUUAUUGACUUCAACAGGACAUAUUGGAAGACAAGGAAGAAGAAUGACAUGUACCAAAUGUAAUGAAGCAGGUCAUAACAGUAGAUCAUGCAAGAAUGAGAAAAAAGAUGCACCACUGAAAGAUGUUAGCCCACCAGGCAGACCUAGGACUAAUAUUCAUGGACAAAGCAGUAAAGGGGGUGCACGAGGCGGAACAGGUUCACAAAGGGAUGUUAGAAAGUUGGAUCCACGAAGGAAGCCAAGACUUUGCUUGCUAUUUGUGUUUGUCCGCAACAAUUGUUCAACGAACUGCUAA
Molecule: messenger RNA, 1542 nt
Organism: Cynara cardunculus var. scolymus (artichoke)
Lineage: Eukaryota; Viridiplantae; Streptophyta; Magnoliopsida; Asterales; Asteraceae
Exons: 6
Coding region: 1-1542 (513 amino acids)
Biological process (GO): DNA transposition; regulation of DNA-templated transcription
Molecular function (GO): copper ion binding; DNA-binding transcription factor activity; zinc ion binding
Source: RefSeq, a predicted model, not a curated record